Scomber japonicus (chub mackerel) is the source of this 2508-nucleotide messenger RNA. It is a transcript of the gene emc2, whose product is annotated as ER membrane protein complex subunit 2. NCBI's taxonomy places the organism in Eukaryota, Metazoa, Chordata, Actinopteri, Scombriformes, Scombridae. The record is from RefSeq and is a predicted model, not a curated record. Gene Ontology annotation, cellular component: EMC complex. Gene Ontology annotation, biological process: protein folding in endoplasmic reticulum. Gene Ontology annotation, molecular function: protein binding. The coding region runs from base 1 to 894 and encodes 297 amino acids. The transcript is spliced from 11 exons.
AUGGCGUCAGUUUCAGAAAUGUACGAUGUUGGCUGGGAAGAGAUGAGAGACAAGCUGCGUAAAUGGAGAGAAGAUAACUGCAGAAAUAGUGAACAAAUUGUGGAUGUUGGUGAAGAGCUCAUCUGUGAACAUGCAUCUAAACUGGGCGAUGACAUAUGGAUUAUUUAUGAGCAGGUGAUGAUCGCAGCGCUGGACUGCAGUCGGGAUGACUUGGCUCUGACCUGUCUACAGGAACUGAGGAAGCAGUUUCCAGAUAGCCACAGAGUGAAGCGAUUAUCGGGCAUGAGGCUGGAAGCUUUGGAAAGGUAUGACGACGCCAACAAGCACUACGAUGCCAUCCUUCAAGAUGACCCAACUAAUACGGCAGCGAGGAAGCGCAAGAUCUCCAUACUGAAGGCCCAGGGGAAGAGCGCCGAAGCCAUCCGGGAGCUCAAUGAGUAUUUGGAGCAGUUUGUUGGGGACCAAGAAGCGUGGCAUGAGUUGUCUGAGCUCUACAUCAACGAACAUGACUAUGGAAAAGCUGCGUUUUGUCUGGAGGAGCUGAUGAUGACCAAUCCUCACAAUCACUUGUACUGUGAGCAGUACGCUGAGGUGAAGUACACUCAGGGGGGGCUGGAAAACCUGGAGCUGUCCAGAAAGUAUUUUGCCCAGGCGCUGAGGCUGAACAACCGAAACAUGAGGGCAUUGUUUGGUCUGUACAUGUCUGCAAGCCACAUCGCUGCCAGCCCAAAGGUUAGUGCCAAGGUGAAGAAGGACAACAUGAAGUACGCCGCUUGGGCUGCCACUCAAAUAAAUAGAGCCUAUAAGCUGGCUGGUCGUGGGACCAAGGAGAACAAGUGCUCGGUGAAGGCGGUGGAGGAGAUGCUGGAGUCCAUGCAGAUCACCAUGUCCUAGAUACCCACGUCCACACCUUCCUUAAUCCCUCCCGAUGACACACACAGUCUCUUGGAGUGACAUGGCAGCUCAAAUAGCCUUGCAAUGUGACCAGAACGGGAUCUUUUUUUUUUUUUUUUAAUCCCUUCAAGUUUGAUUCUGUAAUUGAUUGAACUUGACAUGAACAAUGGAAAACAUUUGUUUUCUUCAAGUGCAAAGAUUUCCUCACCCAUCUGGAAUCUACAGCAAAAAAUUCCAAGUACCCCAACAACAUGUUUUAAAUACAGUAGUAUGAACCCAGAUUCCCUCACACUGGACUAUCAUAUCCAACCCCAGUCCAUGAUGCCUUUUAGGUUGAACUGAAAUUACUAAUACAACAUUAAGGCUAUAACCAUGUGACCAGAUGACAAACUGUACAGUUAAUGCUAUUUAUAAAGACUGUGGAGAUCCCACCUGUCCGCACUGAAGUCCCAUACUGUUUCCUUACUAUCUGUAGAUGAUCAUCUUUGUCUAAUGAAACUUUUUUGUCAAAUCUAUCUAAAUGUCUUAAUAAAAGUAGGACUGAUUGCAGAGUUGAAAAUAAUAUGUCUUCUUAUGUGUAGAGUAAGUUGUUUUUUCUUUAGAUUCCAUGUCCUCCAGCAGUGACAUGUAUUGGUAAAUUCUAACCUGUUAUAACUAUCUUGGAGAGGGUUGAGGGACAUUUGUCAUUAUGAAGGCUGCAGUGGUAACAGCAGGGGCAUAAAGAAGGGCCUCUUCUUUCCCAGUAGUUCCAGCUGGGAAAUCCUGCCUUUGAAUUACCCCAGACAGCAGCUGAACCAACUUGAGCACACUGAAGAACACCUCUGUCAUUUUAGUUUAGAGAGCCUCAGAGAAUGCUGCCAGUAAUUAACACGCCACAAGUUGGAAAGAAGGGAAAAAAAAAUCUUUUCAUGAAUCUGGGAACAUUCAUGUCAGGCAAGGAAGAAAGACAUCUUAGUGUUGUGAGAGGCAGUCCUGGUUUCCUCUGCUGUUAAAGCAGUACACUCAGUUCACUUGGUUCUGUAAAUUGUUGAAUCUGAAUCGAUCCAAAUGAACAUCUUAAGAUGUCACUCAGCCGUGCAGGGUCAGCUGUUACUUCCAUUUCUUUUGUUUAUUAAGUCACGGCAAUUGUCUCAUAAUUUCACUCUUUGACUGAUGGAAAACUUGAGUGUGGAGUUUAUGGUCUUUUUGGACAGCUUUUAAAUUUAGAGAGGUCACCAGCUCAAAGCCGGGAGUGUGGAAAGCCAUUUUCUCAAGUUUUUAAUACUCUCUGGCCUUGGUCAGUGGAUGAAUGUGUCUGCAUUUGAUUUGCCUCACCAAUCUGGCGGAACCAAUGAAAGCCAGGGGACGUUUGAGCAUAAACUGACUUGAGUUAUUUUUACAGGAAAAGGGCUGAGGCUAAAUAAAACUUUUUUUUUGAAGAGUUACAGGAUGAAGCAGAGUAAUUCAUUUUUGUUGAAGCUCCUAUGUAAAUAUUGCUGUACUUGCAAAGGUCAUCUAUAAACUUGUGAAAGGAUAAUAAAGGUGGUCUACGAGUUGGAUGGGUCAUCAUUAUGAGAUAUGGGUAUCCAGUGCCAACCAUUCUGAGGCAAUAGUGCCAUCUGUAGUCUGGAUUAA